Molecule: messenger RNA, 3283 nt
Organism: Somion occarium
Lineage: Eukaryota; Fungi; Basidiomycota; Agaricomycetes; Polyporales; Cerrenaceae
Source: the annotation of a GenBank genome assembly
UGUAUGCAACUUUGAUGGGGUGUAUGGAUGAGACACUUGAAGGCAUAUUCGCGGCCCUUCAUGACAUUCAAUGAAAUGGACUUAUUCAUGUAUUCGAUUUGCUUCAGCCUUUUUCUCAGGCUUGCCGGUUUGAAGUAUUUGACAAGUCAUGUGCAGGCGCGCAUCUCUCUUGACGAUUUCUCUGUGCUCUCAGACUCUUCCCGGUCUCCAGCGCAUCGCUCUAUGUCCAACCGUCGGUCCACCUCGUGCCACAGUGCUCUUGCUUUCAAACUUCGGCUUAGGAGCAUGACCAUUCUAACUAACUUGAAGAACCAGCGCAGGAUGCUUACCGCGGAGAUUUCAGUUAUGAGAAACUCUUCAAAUGAUGGUAUCUGCCUGACACCAUCCCUCACGUGCGGCCUCGCAAAACUCCUCACGAUUUGAUUCUGCUCAAUAGACGGGCACGGAAAGACAACGUUGCUACGAGGCAACCGAAGCAGAAGGAGGAGGACACCAAAGCACUUGUACCGGUCGGCAGUCUGAUGUUUGUCGAGAUUGAGAGGUAGAUAGACGUGAUCAUCUUCCGAGCGUGCCUGGCGCAGAGUGUCUACGAGGCUCGCAGGACGGUGGUACACGGAAAUGUGUUGCUGAAUGGCAAGGAGGAACUCAGGUGGCUCCUGGCGGUAUGGUAUCUGUGGGUCCAGCAGCGAUUUGCUUCACUCAACCGAAAGCGGAACCCAAGGUCGAGACUGAGGUCGAGACGAAGUCAGAGGAGGUUGAAGUUGUGGAGUCCGAAUCAAGUGCCCUAGAAUCUGACUCUGAGUCUCUCAAGGCGUCCGAAUCAAAUGUCGUUAAGCACAAAGUGACACCUUGCACACUCGACCUGUCUUACGAAGAGAGGCAAAACGUGAUCUUACACCCUUCCACCUUCCACACUAUGCCUCCCCAUUCAUCUUCAUCCCCGCCUACCUUGAAACCUCCUUCCCAACUUGCUCCGUCAUCUACCUCCGACACCCUACUGCACGCCCAGGAUACUCGGAAAUCCCUACGCCAUAUGACGCCGAUGGAUAUGUGGUGCGGUUCGCUUGGGAGCGGUAUACGAGAGUGAGGCUUCGGAUCAGGAGUAAGAGUCAGUUGGCGAGGAUGCCUGAGAAUCGGAAGAGUGUAGAGGAGUUACAGGCGCAGUGAUUACGAGCUGUGUUUGGUGGUGGUAUAUUGAGUAUGCGUGUGUUGAGCUCGUGAUUAAGGUAUCAACAUGCGCGGCUGUCUAUCUGUCGAGUCUAGAGCUAUGGACGAUGGCGUCAAAUGUGCACGCAUCCUGCGUCUUCCCAGCUGAAUGAAAUUUGAGCGCAGGAUAAUACCAUGAAUCCAUAUUCAUCUCCUCAUGCUGUUCUGAGCAACAUUUACCUUUUGUCCGAGAUAUUUGGGUAUCUCUAUCCUGAACGUCCUUCACUCCGGCGCUCCGAACGUGGCCAACACGAUCCCAUCCUUUUUCAUCCUCUUGCAAACCUUGCGAGCGUUUGCAAGACAUUUUACGACCCAGCAUUGGACGUUUUAUGGGAACGACAGGAUAAUAUGAGUCCAACAUUAUCGCUCCUACCGCAGCUUGCUCCGGGUUAUUCUAUCUCGAAUGCCCACUUGGCACGCUUCGAAACAUACACUAAGCGUGUCAGGCACUUUUCUCUUGAGUAUCCCCAUGGCCCAUCUGGCCUAAACAUAUUACUUCGCCUUCACAAGGGUCGACCGCUCUUUCCAUCUCUACGUCGUUUAAUUGUCUACAACUGGCCAAUCACACCAACCGAAAGUGCACUUCUGUUCUGUUCAACUCUUCAAGAUGUUCUCUUACAGAGAGCAGAGUCACGGUUCAGACACGAUCACUUCGGCCCAUGUAGUCCAUUAGCACUGCGACAGCAAAAUGAAAUGUGUCUUCGGUCACUUGGCACACGAUCGCCAGACCUCCGAAGGUUUACUUUUGAGAUCUCUGUUCUCACACACAUUUCUAUGCUUGAUUCCAUUCUCGCCGCGCUGCAUACCGUCCGGACGGCGAUCUCGAUUGAACUUGAACUUGAUCAAUUCUCCCCGGAUAGGCGAUGGAUUUGGCUGCAGAAGCUGUCAGGGAUGGAGAAUCUCCAUAGUCUUCAUCUCCACAUCCAGCAAUUUUUCAAGCACGAUAUGGCCCAUUUGUUGCCAAAUGCUUUCCCUUCUCUCCGCACACUCAGAGUAGCUGGCCAGAGCCAGGCAUGGUCGCAGUUCUUCAGUCAUAUCUCUUCCCCUUCCCUAAAGGACAUAUCCCUCAGUGAUACACAGUCUUGGCUCACCAAGGAGGAUCACUACUUCCUUCAUCAAUGGGUAGACACUCUGGCAAGACAUCGAGCACUUGAAGGAGUUUCCAUCCAUAAUUUGUAUGAGACCAGCACACAUAUUUCCACUCAUAAAGGCUUAUCCUUGUGGACAAUUGUUGAGCCUUUAUUACAACUUCAUCAGCUGAAGAGACUGGUCAUAGAUUCAGGUCAAGAUGUAACUGUGACCCUCUCUGAUGACAAGGUGAUCCGUAUGGCUACUGCAUGGCCUGGCCUUCAAUCUUUGCACCUUCCCCAGGAUACAUGGAGUUUCCCUUGUCCAACAGUUGGAUCCCUUAUAGAGCUUGCUUCACAUUGCCCUCAGUUGAGAGCAUUGUCUUUGGGGGUCGAUUUCACCAACCUUCCUGAUGUACAUGCAGUAGCUCAUAUGCGCCAUCGCCUAGACCAUUUGGCAUGCCCUCCAUAUAACCAGAUGGAUGUGAGGGCGGAGAGGAAAGUGGCAGGUAUUCUAGAUCAUGUAUUUCCAUUCUUGACCAAGAUAUACCCACCAUUCAAGGUUCUAUCAAGAGAUGUUGACAAGGCGAGGAUGAAUGCCAAUUUGAAGCUGGUGGAUUGAGGGCAUCGACGGGCAUCCUUUGUGACAUGGUCAUCAAUGCGAAGGAAAACCAGCAUUCAAGUUUGUUUCGGGCUAUGUUAUGGUCGACUGCAGUGAUAUGGAUAACAAUGGGGAGUCGUGCAGGAUUUGCCUCUAGUCGCCCACCGAAUUGCUUUUUCCUCUUUCGUAUCCGUCACGGGAGUCUUGAAUAGCCUGGAGGAGUUCAUUUUUGGGUACGUGCUGGUCGUGGGGGCCCUGUCUGCCUGAUGAUGUUGGUAGGUUUCUUUUGGGGGGAUGCUACAGGGCGGAUCGAGGAAGAACGCGCUACUGAUUAUACGUACAUGCCGAUGCUCAAUACGUCUCUACCCGGUAGUCCUACCAAAUAUGCAGGAAUAAAUGGUUACGCUAG